Messenger RNA from Colletotrichum chrysophilum, 207 nucleotides. RefSeq lists its product as uncharacterized. The coding region runs from base 1 to 207 and encodes 68 amino acids. NCBI's taxonomy places the organism in Eukaryota, Fungi, Ascomycota, Sordariomycetes, Glomerellales, Glomerellaceae. The record is from RefSeq and is a predicted model, not a curated record. The transcript is spliced from 2 exons.
AUGGCCCUGUUCGAGGAAAUCAUUCGCAUUAACCACGUUCGGGAUGGUGUCUCCAACGGCUUCAUGAGCAAGGAUACUGCGAGGUCUAUCGCAGAUAACAUCGUGAAGAAUAUCGAAGCCUUUGACGCCCGAACUGGCAGUCUUCUGCCUGUCAGCCCUGAAGAGUAUCUUAGUCUUGCAGUCGUCAAGUCGCUUGAGAGCUCAUAG